This is a messenger RNA of Cryptomeria japonica (Japanese cedar), 1274 nucleotides long. RefSeq names its product transcription factor MYB28-like. The record is from RefSeq and is a predicted model, not a curated record. The transcript is spliced from 3 exons. The coding region runs from base 9 to 1274 and encodes 421 amino acids. Lineage: Eukaryota; Viridiplantae; Streptophyta; Pinopsida; Cupressales; Cupressaceae.
UAGCCAUCAUGAGGAGUAUUGGCGAUGACCAUUCUGGUAAGAGACUGAAGAAAGGGCAAUGGACACCCGAAGAGGAUCUUUUGUUGACGAAAUAUAUAGAAACCCAUGGUGAAGGAAACUGGCGAACAUUACCCCAGAAAGCAGGUCUGCAACGAUGUGGAAAAGGUUGCAGAUUGAGGUGGAAGAACUACCUGCGACCCAACGUGAAAAGAGGAAAUAUCUCUUUAGAAGAGGAAGAUCUCAUCAUCAGAUUGCACAAGCUCCUUGGCAAUCGAUGGUCUCUGAUAGCAGGAAGAGUACCUGGUAGAACAGAUAACGAAAUCAAGAAAUACUGGAAAUCUCGUUUGAGCAAGAAACUCCGUCACAAUGUCAUCCAUGAGACUCCCAAUCAUUACAAGGCGUCUUCUUCUCCCUCGGACCACUUGCAGUUGCAUUCUUAUGAAAAAGAUCUCAUAGACAGUGAAAGCUUGUAUGGCUAUAGCUCCCUGCCUGACUGUAAAAUGGAUUAUUUGGACAGUCAAAAGCAUUCACAUGAAGGAGAUCACCUGAAGGUCAGAGAUUUCAAUAUUAGCCAAGUUACAGACAGCCAAAUUGAUCCAUCAAGUCAUGUGGCAUGUGCAUUUCAGCGCCCUCCUCAUACUUCAGUAGAAGACAGCAGCACAAGAUUUUACCAUGUUUUAUCUGCCAACCAAGAGGUGGGCGUUUCUACAGAAGAUUGGCUGCAACAACCAUUGCCACCAUCAGGCCAUUUUUUUGAGAGAAAUGGGCACGCAUUCUACUCAAUGGUGGCCAUGCAACCAAAGUACUGUCCAUCCUCAUCACUGUGUAUUGAUGGUUGUUAUGAUGAAAUAUGGGAUCACAAUGAUUUGGGUGGUGAUCAUCGUGAUCAUUAUGAUGAAAUAUGGGAUCACGAUGAUUUGGGUAGUGGUUAUAAUAGUUGUUAUGAUGAGAUAUGGGAACACAAUGAUUUGGGAUGUACAGAUUUUGAGCUCUUGUCUACAUUUUGUGAAGAUUCUAUUACCACUGACUUUGGUGAGUUUGGUGGUGAUGUUCAAAGCAUGAACUCCAUAUUGGGUUGGAACAAUAGUCAUAACAAUUCGAACUCGGUUGAAGAGAACCCAUGCCAUGAUCUGCAUACUCUUCAAGUAAUGCACCCAAUUAUCUCUCUGCACGAGCAUUCAGAGCAGUGCACAUAUGGUUCUAAUUUUGAAGACAAAGCGGAUACGUUUCCCCAAGUAACAGAAAUGAAUGCUUCGACUACUGCAAAUUUUUGA